Terrapene triunguis (Three-toed box turtle) is the source of this 11213-nucleotide messenger RNA. It is a transcript of the gene ARHGAP32, whose product is annotated as Rho GTPase activating protein 32. The record is from RefSeq and is a predicted model, not a curated record. Gene Ontology annotation, molecular function: GTPase activator activity; phosphatidylinositol phosphate binding; protein binding. Gene Ontology annotation, cellular component: nucleoplasm; Golgi apparatus; fibrillar center. NCBI's taxonomy places the organism in Eukaryota, Metazoa, Chordata, Testudines, Emydidae. The transcript has 21 exons. Gene Ontology annotation, biological process: small GTPase-mediated signal transduction. The coding region runs from base 92 to 6130 and encodes 2012 amino acids.
UGUACAUACAGAAGAGGAUGACUUUGUUCCAGAGCUUCAGAGAAGCAUUCAUCCCCGAGAGAGGCCGGACUGGGAAGAGACUCUCAGUGCUAUGGCGAGAGGUGCAGACAUCCCUGAGAUUCCAGGGGAGCUGCCUCUUCGGACGUGCGGCAGCACAGCGAGCAUGAAAGUGAAGAAUGUGAAAAAGUUAUCCUUUACCAAGGGCCACUUCCCGAAGAUGGCAGAGUGUGCACAUUUCCAUUAUGAGAAUGUGGACUUUGGCAACAUACAGCUUUCACUCCCGGAGGAACAGAAUGAAGUAACAAGGAACGGCUGUGAAUCCAAGGAACUGGUCUACCUUGUGCAAAUCUCUUGUCAGGGCAAGAGCUGGAUUGUGAAACGGAGUUAUGAAGAUUUCAGAGUCCUCGAUAAACAUCUCCACCUGUGUAUCUAUGAUCGGCGUUUCUCUCAGCUCUCAGAGCUACCCCGCUCCGAUGCCCUGAAGGACAGUCCAGAGCUUGUCACCCAGAUGCUGAUGGCUUACCUGUCACGGCUCUCAGCCAUCGCAGGCAACAAGAUCAACUGUGGGCCUGCCCUCACAUGGAUGGAGAUUGAUAACAAGGGGAAUCACCUGCUAGUCCAUGAAGAAUCAUCCAUUAACGUGCCUGCCAUUGCGGCUGCCCAUGUUAUUAAGAGAUACAUUGCUCAGGCAGCAGAUGAACUGUCCUUUGAGGUGGGAGACAUUGUGUCGGUUAUUGACAUGCCGCCAAAGGAGCUGACCACGUGGUGGAGGGGCAAACAUGGAUUUCAGGUGGGAUUCUUUCCGAGCGAGUGUGUUGAGUUAAUUAACGACAAAGUUCCUCAAUCUAUGACCAACUCUGUGCCAAAACCAGUGUCAAAAAAACACGGCAAGCUCAUCACUUUCCUACGAACAUUCAUGAAGUCGCGCCCAACGAAACAGAAACUGAAGCAACGCGGGAUCCUGAAAGAGAGGGUGUUCGGCUGCGACCUGGGAGAGCAUCUCCUCAACUCCGGCCAUGAUGUCCCCCAGGUCCUCAAGAGCUGCACCGAAUUCAUUGAGAAACACGGCAUUGUGGAUGGAAUAUACCGCCUGUCAGGAAUUGCGUCAAAUAUCCAGAAGCUACGCCACGAGUUUGACUCGGAGCAGAUCCCCGACUUGACUAAAGAUGUUUACAUUCAAGAUAUCCACUGUGUGGGCUCCCUCUGUAAGCUCUACUUCCGCGAGCUCCCCAACCCCCUGCUCACAUAUCAGCUGUACGAGAAGUUCUCAGAUGCUGUGUCUGCUGCUACAGAUGAAGAGCGAUUGGUUAAAAUUCAUGAUGUCAUCCAGCAACUACCCCCACCGCACUACAGGACACUGGAGUUCCUAAUGAGGCACUUGGCUCAUCUAGCUGAUUACUGCUCCAUCACAAACAUGCAUAGCAAGAACUUAGCAAUUGUCUGGGCGCCAAACCUACUAAGAUCGAAACAGAUAGAGUCUGCCUGUUUCAGUGGAACAGCUGCCUUCAUGGAGGUCCGAAUCCAGUCCGUGGUGGUGGAAUUUAUCCUGAAUCACGUUGAUGUCCUCUUCAGCUCCAAACUCAGCUCAGUAAUACGAGACGGGGCAGGUCACACUUCCUUAUCACGCCCCAAAUCACUGCUCGUCUCCUCGCCCUCAACUAAGCUGCUCACCCUGGAGGAGGCACAAGCAAGGACGCAAGCCCAGAUCAACUCCCCUAUAGUGGCAGACAGUAAAUACAUUGAAGUGGGAGAAGGCCCUGCUGCAUUACAGGGGAAAUUCCACACCGUCAUAGACUUUCCAUCUGAAAGAAAAAGACCGCCCAACAAGAUGAAGAAAUCCCCUGUUGGCAGUUGGCGCUCCUUCUUCAACCUGGGAAAAUCCUCUUCUGUCUCCAAGCGGAAACUGCAGCGCAAUCCAAGUGAGCCCUCCGAAAUGAAAGCCAUAGCGCUGGCAGGUGGGAGAGGAGAUAGCGGGACCCUGCGCUCGGCUAAAAGUGAAGAGUCUCUCACUUCCCUGCAUGCUGUUGAUGGUGAAUCUAAACUGUUCCGGCCUAGAAGACCCAGGUCCAGUAGUGAUGCACUGUCUGCUUCCUUCAAUGGGGAGCUCCUGGGGACCAUGAACCGCUGCAAUUCUUAUGAUAACCUGCCCCAUGACAAUGAGAGCGAUGGGGACGAGGGGCUGAUUCAUGUUCCUGCCCUCAUCUCUCCUAGGUCAGCAGAAGAUGUUGACCUGAGCCCACCGGAUAUUGGAGUAGCUAGCCUGGAUUUUGAUCCUAUGUCUUUUCAGUGCAGUCCACCCAAGGCAGAGUCCGAGUGCCUGGCUAGCAGCAUCUCUCUGUUGGAGUCCAUGGGUUUUAACAGGGACAAGCCAAGUGUAGCGAAGAAGGAUUUGGAGUCUGGUAGCCAGAGUCAGACCCCUGGCAGUGCCACAAGCUCUGAACCAGUGUCCCCCUUCCAAGAGAAAAUGAGUCCCUUCUUUACUCUGGACCUGAGCCCAACUGAGGAGAAAGAAUCCAAAACUCACUCCUUCUCGGAGAAGGUCGCCCAUGCCUUCUCACCUAAGACGGGCCGAAAGCCAAUCAAGUCUCCGCUGGUGACUAUAUCAGAGCCAGUCUCUUUGACGCUGCCCAGACAAGCGUGCGAAGGGAUGCCUAGUGCUGCAGGGAAUGCGGCUUCUCCAAACUGGAGCAAAAGCGUCAACGAAGCCACAAACAGGUCCCCAACCCAGAGGAUGUCUUUGCCCCUGAAAGCCAGCGAGAUGGCAGCAGGUGAGGGGUGCCACCAAGAGGCCCAGACCCAGGUGAUUGCUGCCAAGCCAGAGUUGCAAGAAGAAGGGGAGCGACCCAUGCCAAGCAGCCAGAAUAAGACUGUACCUUCUGGACACACUCAGCCAGGAGCAGUUGCCCUCGACUCCCCCCAGGAUCCUGUUCCUGUCAGUUCUGUGUCUCUUAUCCCUCCUCCUCCUCCGAAAAACGCAGCACGCAUGCUGGCCUUAGCGUUAGCUGAGUCCGCACAGCAAGCAUCUACUCAGUCCCAGAAGAAGCCAGGAGAUGCUCAUUCUGACUGUACAAAUUACAGAGACACUGACACUGGUAUAGCUAUAGAAAAGGUCCACCUCUCUGCUGGGGCUGCUCCAGACAAGCUCCAUCUGUAUACGGAUGUUCCUGAGAACCAAAUCCACUUCCAGAGUGGGGCACCUGGGGACCAACUCCAGAGUGGGGCACCUGUAGACCAGGACCUCACUAGGACACCUGGGGACCGCAGUCAUCUACACCGUAGUACACCUGGAAACAGGGACCACCCCCAUCUGCAUACUGGCAUGCCUGGGGACCUGCAUAGUGGCACAAAGGUGGACUGGAAUCACUCCAACUUCCAUAGUGGAACAGUGGGGGACGAGGACCACUUCCCCUCCCAUCCAGGUGGCCCUGGGGAUUGGGAGCACACUCCUCUCCAUACAGGUGCUUUGCUUGGCCGGGAACCAUCCACAACAGAUGUGCCUAUAGACAAGCCACACCUCCAUACUUGCAUAUCUAUGGAUAAGUAUCACAUCCCUGUGGAGAAGCUUCAUCUCCCUGCCAGCACAGCUGAUGACAAACUCCAGCCGCCUCCUGUAGCUGCCAGGGAGAAAACCGCCAUGGCUACAAUGACAUACGUGACAACUACCCAGACACCAGCAACUGAGAUGAGUCAUGGAACAACAGGUCAGCACCCGGCCGCUGAACCCACCGCUCAGGCAGAUGGUAUUGUCACGGCUGCUCAGCGCAUUCUUAUGACCAAUUCCCUAGCACCAUCUCAGAGACAAGCAGACCAUCAGCCAGCCAUGGGACAAGUUCCAGCCGUAGCCACCAAAGGAUCAAGUAGUUCCAACCAGGUACGAGGAGCACCGCCUCCAGAGAAGCCGCCUGAGCCUCGACUAGCGGAGCCUGCUCCAGUUUUUGUCACCGAAAGUAGCUCCGCUAUCCGAUGUACCUCGUCUACCGCUGCGUCCCACCAGGGCCAUUUGGAAAAGUCCCGAGAGAAUGUCAGGGCUCCCUCUUUGCACCUGCGUUCGGAAUCGGUCCCCACGCACUCCUCCUAUGGCUUUGCGCCCCCCAUCCCGCCCGUGAGAACACUGGAGAGUAAGAUAGCUGCAGCCAUGCACUCCAACAGUAUGGAUGCAGUGAAUACCUCCAGUUACCAUUCCUUCCUGGCUUCCUCCAUUCUGCCAUCGUCUGUGGAGGAGGCUUUGCCCCCACCGCCACCGCCCAAGCACGCCUCUCUGCAGUCUGCAUAUCUGCCCCAUCCCAAGCCAGAGAGCACCCCUGAGCCGCCCAUGUCAGAGAACUAUCUGCACCACAAGCCAGCGUCCGUCCAUCAGUACAGGCCAGAGAGCGUCCCGCCGCAUCUCUCCUACCACGGCAAAUCCGACCAGCACCAAGCUUACGCCUCCAGGUCGGAAACGCCCACUUCCAUGGGCCCCCGCUACACCACCUAUGCCAGCCAAGGGAAGAACACGUCAGUCCAUCACUCCAAGCCUCGCAGCCGCGUGGAGUACGCGUCCUCCAUGAGCCCUACCACCCUGCGGAGCACCGGGUAUGCAGAGGAGCCUCCGCCCUACCCCACCAUCCGCAGGGUGCAGUCACUGCACGUUUCCACCCCUUCCACCAUCCGCUCCGUCCCCAUUUCGCGGACAGAGGUGCCUCCCGAUGACGAGCCCGUGUACUGCCCGCGGCCCCUUUAUCAGUAUAAGCCAUGCCAGCCCCACUCAGAUUAUCACGUCACUCAGCUGCAGCCUUACUUCGAGAAUGGGCGCGUGCAUUACAGGUAUAGCCCUUAUUCCAGCUCGUCUGGCUCCUCUUAUUACCCCGCAGCAGCAGACGGGGGGUUUUAUGACCUGGACCCCUACAGCACGAUGCGGCUUAGGCAUUUCCACCCCCUUCCUAGCCGAGACUUUGCAUCUUACACCUCCAGGCUGCAAAGUAAGAAUCUGUACCGCUAUCCCGGCCUGCCUGCCUAUCCUCGGGGAGGCCUGAUGAGCCACCUGGCGGGAAAAGAGCACAGCUUUAUCAGCAGAGAUGUGCCCCCAGCCCCGGACAUCAAGCACACAUACAUGUCAUGGGAUCUGGAGGACAUGGAGAAAUACCGCCUGCAGUCCAUCCGCCGGGAGAGCCGCUCACGCCAGAAAGUGAAAGGGCCAGUGAUGUCCCAGUACGACAAUGUGACUCCUCUGCUGCAGGAGGAGCUGGGGGGGCUGGACAUCAUCCACCUCCGCAGCAAAUCGGAUCCUGGGAAAACUGGUCUCCUGACUGUAGCCGAAGGGAAAGAAGGGAGGUAUCCAACCAAGGCAGCCACCCCCGAAGGGGACGAACGUUACUAUCUGCAGCACUCGGAGCCGGAGCCGGACAGAACCCAUUACCAUGGGGCCUAUGGGAAUGGGCAGUCAGAGAAGCCUUCCCUUCCCCAGAAGCAGAGCAGCAUCAGGAGUCGAAAGCUGCACGAGCCAGGCUGCAACGCUACAGAGCACAGGGGACACCUGCAGCAGGAAGCAAGCCAUCGGCAGCCUUCGGAAUCCAAAAAUGGGCCCCCUUACCCAGACUACAGGCCAAAGGGUGGCCAGGAACCCAUGGAGCCCGUUGGUUUCCAGCACUCGGGGGGGAAGUACGUCACAGCCGGACAGGAGGCCCUGCGACCUAACCACAAGGAGGUGAAGCUGGCAGAGGACCGGCCAGACUUGGAAAGGCCUCGAACCAGGCAAACAGCCCCUGCUGAGAAACACACCAGAGACUGCUAUAAUAAAGAGGAGGAGCACCACGUCCAACCCAUGGCGCCGCCUCCCAAGCCAGAACGGAGCCACAGCCUCAGAAUCCGGCAUCCGGAGAGCAUGGACAGGGACCCUGGCCUCCUGUACCCAUACCAAACCCUUGGCAAACGCCAAAGCAGUCUGACAGUGGUGUCCCAGUACGAUAAUUUGGAGGAUUACCAUACCAUGCCUCAGCACCAAAGAGGGGGCUACCUUGGAGGAGGGGCGUUCAUGCCCCCUGGCUUUCCCCAUUCACACAGUAGGACAUAUGCCACAGCAUUGGGCCAAGGGGCCUUCCUCCCUUCAGAGCUGUGUUUGCAAAGGCCGGAAACAGAGAUCCAUGCCGAGUGAGCUGGGGGAAGGAGGGAUAGAGCCUAAGCAGCCUCUGCUGGACAGUGGACUGUUUUAUUUUUUCAAUGACAAAAUUUAAAACAAAAAACAAACAAAAAAACCCACCCCCAUGAGCAAAGCAAACCCACUCUCAACCCUGCCACCAGCUCACCACUCAAUGUUUGUCCUAGGUGUAGAGUUUUCUUUCAUGUCGUUUGAGAGGUUGGAAUGAUCACGCAGGCUGUGUUGGCAUGUGGAAAGAUGAGCCAGGACCCAGAGAGGCAGAGCAGAUCUGAAAGAGGAAUGGUGGGGAGGGGCAAAGGGGGUUUCCUUCCCCUGGUUUGACAUGGGCUGGUGGUUGCAUGCAGCUCUUCUCUUGGUGUCUCCCAAGCAUAUCCAGUCACUCUCCCAACUGCCAACAUCAGAGGAGUUGCAUGAAUAGGUUUUACCCUUUGAAUGAGAUGCCGUGGGGGAAUCUGUCCUGACCCUUUCAGAUUGAAUCAGUAACACACCGCAAGCUGUGGGGAAAGGACAGCUUCAAAGUGUUUGUUUCCUCCUAGAUUAUUGGUGCUCUGCAUCCCCUUGAAAAUUGUGGAGGGGAAACUGGGCCUAAUCCAGUUCCCACUGAAGUGGGAGUGAGAUUGGCCCCAAGCCAGGUCACAGAGCUGUUACAGAACACAGUCUGGUUUUUAAAGGCUCAUUGAACAAGCAGCUUCUAGCUAGAGAACGGAUAUUUACUGAAACUCCAGCAUUCACCCUCAUUCUGAUACUAUAAAUGGAGACGAGUUUUGAAAGCAAAGCGAGCCAGGGCAGCACUUCUACCUUUGAAAGUAAAAAACCCACCCUCUCUCCUGCCACGCACACUCUUGGGCACAGGUGAUUGAGCAGCAUACAUAUUUCAUGCUAAUUCCUCUUUACUUACAGGCUACCCACAGAACCAGCUAUUUAAUUGCACGUCCUAGCUGGCCUGAAACUACCAUCUAUUUACGUCACUAGAUGAUUGUGUCCAGCUUAUAAACUAGAGCACAGGUUCCCUGCUGGGAGCAACUUGCAUAAUCACCAACUUAGCUGCAUGACCAUGGAGUUGCUCUGGGCCAAAUAACUCAGUCCUUACUUCAGGAAAACUCCUGUUGACUUUCAUAUUCAGCCUACAGGAUGAGGCUCUCUUUUUAGUACUGCCUCACCCACAGUGAGUUGCUGUAAGUACAGAGCAGUUACGUGCUGUGGGCGCUAUGAAAUAGCAUUGCCUCCCUUAUUGCAAGUGUCGUUCACACCAGGAUUCAGGCAUUGGGCUGGGGUGAAGGGAUGGGACAAUGCACCUCUUUAUAACACACUCCUGGUGUUGCCCUGCCUAUUUAAAAUGCUCUCCUUACUUCAUAGAAACAAGACAGCGUUUCAUCUGCAGCCUCUCUGGAUUCACAGCCAUUUUAACCCCACCUUAAAGCACAUACAUUUUAUGAGACAGGGCUUCCUAGAAAAUACUUGUCAUUUAGCAUUUAAAAUAUUCAGAAUUCACCCAUGCUACGGGGACCUUUCCUGUACUGUUGGAUCACACAACUUCUCUACCUGUUUUGAAAUUCAGAGGGUUUAUUUAAAGAAAGCAUCUGAGAAGUUCUCUUAGCUGAAAGUCCUGGAGCUAGCAUAGCUAAGAUUAUUAAAGGAACUCAUGUCAGAGCCUCCUAGAACAAGUGUUUUAUUCAUUGCUAUUUUUGGCUUUUAAAGUAAUAAUAAAAACCUGUCAGCACUCACAGGGGAACAACACACUUCUAAUAGGUACCUAGUCAUUAGCAGUUUGGUUCUUUUAAUCUCAUAGCCUUUUCUGGGUCUGUUUUAACUAGGAUAGCCUAUGGUCUGAUUUUAUGGUGCAAUGUAUUGUUUUAAGAAGAAUUUGUUUAAUAUAGAGAGUUUUUCCUAAAUGUUAUGGAAAUAAAUUUAGCUGUCAGGAAAAAAGCACUGUGAUCUAGGUUACCUCAAUAUCAUUCACCUUGUGACUAACUAGAGGGUGUUUUUCUUUUCCUUUCUUUUUUGGGGGGAGGUGGGGGUGUGUGAAAGGAUAAAGCAUGAAAGGGCUGUUAGCUGAAAACACAGAGCCACUUAGUGGACCAGCCAUUCUCUCUGGGCUACUAGCCAAUUCUGCUAGUAAAUCUGGCUUUCCUGAUACAAUCUGUCCAGGGGAAUCUAGCUGCAGUACUCAGUCAAGUCCCAAUACUAGUCUCUAAACAUAACUUAGCACUUCAUCUCCCCUCUGCUGCUCCAGAGUGUCAGCCUCCCUUGUUCUGGAUUUGGGGCAGGAACAAACUCAUUGGUUCAGGCUAUUCAGGAUUGAGGUGACAAGGACAGCCUGUCAAACCUCUCUCCCCCUCCAUCAUCGCCUUAAUUCUCCUUCCAACCUCUCUGUAUUGGCCUUAAGUUACCCAAAGAAUCCUCCCUAUGAGACAGCUGAACUGAGCUCCCUCGAACAGUGAACAUCUCUGCUCCUUUUCCUGCACUUGUUGCCUACCUUGAAGCUAGCCUGCUCCUAUAGGGCGUAAGCACCAUCUCCCAACUAUUGCCACUCCUUACGAGCAGUAGCAGCAAGAGACAGAGCCUGGGAUCUCAGCCUGCUCCACUGUUCGCAGCAUGACAGUCUGCACAGCACCCUACCAUCAUUGGUUUCCGUGGAAGUCAAGGUCCCUCAGCACCAUACAGGAAUGGCCCCGUAAGUGAACAACCGACCCCAUCAUUAAGGCCUUGUCUAGACAUGAAAAUUAAUCUGGAAUAAGGUAGGGUGUGACUUUAGAGCAGACCAGCUAUUCCUGAUUCACCUCUGUGGAUGGAUGCUCAUAUACCAGAAUAAGAGUACUUUAUUCCAAAUCAGAUUAAUCCCUGGAUUAAACUAACUCAGGUGUUCUUAUUCUGGAAUAAGAGAAUCCCCGCAUGGAGUUAGUCAGGAAAUAGUCAAUUCAGACUAACUCCCUAUGUAGACAAAUGGAUUAAUGGCUUUACAUCUCUCUGAUAACAGCCCUCUUAAAGAUCAGGGAUCUUUCUUUUUUGUUCCAGCAUGAGACAUUCAUUCAGCCUCUUCCCUUUAAUGUACUUGGGAACAAGUUUAUCCCUAGUUUCCUCCCAUGCCCAGCCUUACAACAUGCAAUUGGAGGGCCAGCAGCCCUGUAAGAGCCCAACUGGUAACUCAACUCCAGGGUUAGGGCAAGUGCGCUAAUGAAGGGGUGAGACUAGAGCAGCAAGCAAGGAACUUGAACCCUUCACAGGCACUCCACUGCUAAUAUUUUGAACCUUCUUUUUCCCUUAACAAAGCCAUAUAGUGAACUAUGCAGUUCUGCUCUUGUACUGUGGUUAAAUUUUGGAACUUGAUGGCCCUUAGAGAAAUAAUCCCACCCCAUUCAUUUGAUUAUACACCCAACAGUGUCCAUUCUUCAGGAAUGGGGACCACUGCAGAGAGGGUGGGAAUUGCCCCAGGUCAUUCAAGAACAAUAGAGAUGUGUUCUAGAGUCUCAGGUGGCCCUUGGCCAAGUAGUAGUUGGGUAUGAUGCACAACAUGGCAUGUAGUCCCAUCAGUGAAUGGGGUAGGGAGGGGAGACCCCUGCUGGGGGGAAAAAAUUAGGAUGAUAAUGUACCAACUAUGUGCCAGGUUCUGCUCAUCUGUAGUAACCUAUUGUCUAAGUAUAACCUCAGUAAGAAUACAUGAGCAGUAGCAGACUUGGCAAGUUUCCUAUACCUGUAUCACUGCCUGCCUGCCUCUUUAUUGCCACUUGCUGAGUUUUCAGAUUAAUUUCUCGUUACCAUGUGGGCCCAAUUCUGCUCUGGGAGUGGUGUAGAGAUCUGCUCUGGAUUUGCACCUGCAACUCAGAGCAGAAUGUGGCCCGUAAAGAAAGCUCUCCGUGACUACAGAUGUUGAGAUCGCAACCAAGGCGUGGGCCCUGUCACAUCUACUUCAGUUCUGAUUUUAAAACGUCUGAUCAGGUUUAAACUUAUAUGCAUAUGACAGUAAAAACUUUGUGCCUACAGGUCUUUACAGAGGUAAUAGGCUUGUGCUUAUCACUUGGGGGGGAGGGGAUAUCAGUGAGGAUUGCACAGGUGUAGCAAAUUGCUACACAAAACCAAAAUAAACUUGAAAAAUGUAUUGUUCCCUUUAGCUAUAAAAGGGACAGACCCUUGUGUGUAGUCUUUGCCAUUCAUCUCAUUGGUAUGUAGACAAAGCAUCGACUGAAACAGUGUGUAAUGUGCUAGAAAAUCUGAAUGAAAAAUUGCAUUGAACAUUUAUUUUUUAAAGGGCCUGUGACACUCUUCCAGAACCAUGUGCUACAGAAGUCUGAUGCCACAGACAUGGUGUAGUUUAAAGAGGUGUACACAGUAACCCCAGUGCGUGCAACCAUUCUUGCAAAAACCAACAUGAACAGUGAUGUUUGCAGUUCAUUUUCCUGCUGUAAAAAUGUGACCCUUUUUGCCCUAAGCCACAUGAGAGAAAAAUCCCAGAAAGCCUUAGGAUUACCUUCAGCGUUCCCUUCACUUUAAUUUAUAGAGUGUCUUAUUUUCAUGUUUGGGUUUUUUUUUUUUUUUGUGAACUGGUGUAAAAUGUAUAUGCUGACAAGCUCAUGUAUUUUUAUGUAAAUAUUUUUGUGGUUUUCCCAGCCCCGCUCUGUAAAUACUUAGAUUCUCAUUUUCUUCCCACUUUGUAUGAUGCGGAUGUGGUUUUGUUUUCUGUUUUUAUUUGUACUGUAAUGCAAUGAUCCAGACUGAGGUGUCUUGUGGUAUUUAAAAAACAAAGUCACCAGUCCCACUGAGCUCACAUUCAGAUGUACGACUCAACAGCAUUAAUCAAGCCUGGUUAAAGCCGCCUCCUUUGCAUUCGUGUGUGUUUGUGCCUCGGCCAGGUUAAUUAAUAAUAUACUGAAAAGAGCUAGGGCGUGGAAAAACUAGUUUAGAGCCAUGAGGUUGUGGGGCCAGGUACCUCGAAAGACGAGAGAGGUGAUGAGUGCUGUAUUUAUGUGCCAAGCCUAUUGCAAAUUGCUGCCUGUCAGUCUGUCCCAGCGCUUAUCUGUUCAGUUACACCUGUGGCAUAACUGUUCUGAAAAGAAAAAAUAAACCAACCUUGGCUUUCCUAGUC